UUCAGGAUAUGAGUCAUCAAUAACAGAUUGCGCACAUCGAGGGUUUGGAUCUCAUGACUGUUAUCAUUUUGAAGAUGCUGGUGUCGUCUGUGAAGAUGGUAGACUACUACAGACCUCUCAGCUUGUUUGCUCCCGUGAUCGGUUCCAAGUUGGUGUGUCGAUGAACAGCCUUAUGUCAUCUGAUCUGGAUCCAUUCUCUGGUCACCUGGCUUCACCUUUCUGUUCCCAAUACAUCGUGCAGGAUUAUAUUGUGUGGUUCGAAGUGAGGCGUCAUGCUGGCGUCUGCGGAACAGUACUCACGACCAACAGGACCCACGCCAUCUACUCCAACUCCUUGUUUUUCUACUCUACAAGCAAUGAUUCCUUAAUUCCAUCUGAGGCUAUCCAUUUCUCCUGUGUCUACCCCUUGGAAACAAACGCUGGCCUGAAUGUUGUAAUCAGACCUCAACAGCUUGAAGGUGGUCUUUUAGGGUCAGGCCCCAAAGCCACAGCCUACAUCUAUCUGUACAGAGACUCCGACUUUAGAAGCCGGUACCCACCAGGCUGGGUCAAUCUAACAGUGGGCUCUGCCCUAAAUGUGGAGGUGUCUGUAGAAGAGAGAGAUUUUAGCUUUGAAGUUGUUCUGGAGAGAUGCUACACCACUCCCUCUUCAGACCCUGAUUAUCUAUUUCCAGACCAUCUCAUUCGUUUCGGGUGUCCUAUUGACCAUCAUCAUGUGAUAAUGGUUGAGAAUGGCCGGGCUCGUCGUGCUCGUUUCUCUGCCCUGCUCUUCCCUGUCCAGAGUGACAGCCCAUACAUCUUCCUUCACUGCAGCCUCAGGCUCUGUGACGACAGGCUCAACAGCUGUGUCCCAUCUUGUCGAGGCAGGGCACCACGCUCUGUUCCCAGCUCAGCUCAACUUGAUCUCCUCAGCAUUGGACCAAUUACCUGGAUCAAGUGACAAGUUAAUGGAGUGAGCUGGUUAACUCUACAAACUGAUGCAAGCAUAUUCUGAAGAUUUUUUAUUUUUUUUU
Messenger RNA from Stegastes partitus (bicolor damselfish), 1013 nucleotides. Its product is annotated as pancreatic secretory granule membrane major glycoprotein GP2-like. The transcript has 7 exons. The record is from RefSeq and is a predicted model, not a curated record. The coding region runs from base 161 to 940 and encodes 259 amino acids. NCBI's taxonomy places the organism in Eukaryota, Metazoa, Chordata, Actinopteri, Pomacentridae.